Messenger RNA from Cladophialophora yegresii CBS 114405, 3207 nucleotides. Its product is annotated as elongation factor 3. NCBI's taxonomy places the organism in Eukaryota, Fungi, Ascomycota, Eurotiomycetes, Chaetothyriales, Herpotrichiellaceae. Gene Ontology annotation, molecular function: translation elongation factor activity; ATP binding; ATP hydrolysis activity. The transcript has 3 exons. The coding region runs from base 1 to 3207 and encodes 1068 amino acids. The record is from RefSeq and is a predicted model, not a curated record.
AUGCCCGCGGUCGACACCAUGACAUCCACUCCAGCCACCUCCGCAAAAGAGACAAAGCAGUCACUCGCAGAUCUCGAGGGAUUAUUGCAGAAAUUGUCAGUCUCAAAAUCUCAAGAUGAGGCCAGCAUUUCCGCAGGCAAUGUUGCCACUUUCUUGAACGGCCCCAUCGAGGAGCACGAUGUCCCUCUCAAGACUGUCGAAAUUUUCAAGAAACAACUUGCCAACAAGAAAGAUGCCGUCGUUCGGGAGCGCGCUCUCGACGGAAUUCGAGCCAUUGCCGCGCACGGCACUAUUGCCCCUGGCGUUGAGCCCUACCUCGUUUCCCUGCUACCGCUCUCACUCGCCGCUGUUGGCGACAAGAUGGUAUCAGUCAAGAACGCUGCGCAGGCCGCGGCUCUGGCCAUCGUCCGACAGAUCAACCCCAACUCCGUCAAGGUUGUUCUCCCUCACAUCCGAAAUUCCAUCAUCACCGCACAAAAAUGGCCUGAGAAGAUGACUGGCCUCGACUGCAUCGAAGCCCUCGUUGAAACAGCCCCUACACAGCUCUCCUUCCUUGUCCCCACCCUCAUCCCGAUCGUUUCCGAGUCGAUGUGGGAUACCAAGCCUGAAGUCAAGAAGAAGGCCUACGGCACAAUGGAGAAGAUCUGCAAAUUGAUCGAAAACAAGGAUAUCGAGAAGUUUAUUCCUGAGCUGAUCAAGUGUAUUGCUAAACCAGAGAACGUCCCUGAGACGGUUCACUUGCUUGGUGCCACUACCUUCGUCACUGAUGUCCACGAGCCAACUCUGGCCAUCAUGGUUCCUCUCCUUGAGCGUGGUCUGGCCGAGCGCGAAACCGCCAUCAAGCGAAAGUCUGCAGUCAUCGUUGACAACAUGUGCAAACUUGUCGAGGAUCCGCAGAUUGUCGCAGCCUUCCUGCCGAAGUUGAUGCCUGCGCUCACAAAGAACUAUGAAAAUAUGGCCGACCCUGAGGCCCGUGAGAAGACCAAGCAAGGUUUGGACACUCUGAAGCGUGUUGGUGCGGUCAAGGAGGAUGGCUCCUUCCCCAAGAUUUCUAACGCUGGUGAAAUUGCCACUGUCAAGCCCAUUCUCAAGGAAAUCAUCUCACAGAAGCACAAGGGUGCAGUUGAAAAAGCCGACACUGUUAUUGACUACGUUUCCGCCAUUGCCGGUCAGUUGAUUGACGAGAAGAUCACCGAUGAGCCUGACUGGGUCUCCAACACCGUCGAAUAUCUCAAAACCAUUGUUGGUGAGGCCGAUGCUAAGUCGGUCGCUGAGACUCUUCGCAAACGCGCCUCUCCCGGUAUUGAAGACGAGCCUGAGGCCGAGCCCGAUGAAGAAGAAGGCGAGGACCUCUGCAACUGCACAUUCAAUCUGGCCUACGGUGCUAAGAUUCUGCUGAACCAAACCACCCUCCGCCUCAAGCGCGGUCAGCGCUAUGGUCUUCUCGGACCAAACGGUUCCGGCAAGUCCACCCUUAUGCGUGCCAUUAACAACGAACAAGUUGAGGGUUUCCCCAAGCAGUCAGAGGUCAAGACUGUCUUCGUUGAGCACGAUCUUGAUGCUGCUGAUACCGAGUUCACCGUCGUCGGCUGGACCGAGAUGAAGCUGAGGUCCGUUGGUAUCGAAACCCCGGUCGAAGAUAUCAAGGCCAAGCUGCUCGAAUUCGGCUUCCUCGAAUCUCAGAUGGAUGGUCCCAUCACCUCCCUCUCUGGUGGCUGGAAGAUGAAGCUGGCUCUUGCUCGCGCCGUGUUUGAGAACCCAGAUAUUCUCCUCCUGGACGAGCCUACAAACCACUUGGACGUCAAGAACGUGGCCUGGCUCGAGAACUACCUCAUCAACUCACCGUGUACUUCCAUUAUCGUCUCUCACGAUUCCAAAUUCCUGAACAACGUUAUCCAACACGUCAUCCACUACGAACGCUUCAAGCUUCGAAGAUACCGUGGCAACCUGACCGAGUUCGCCAAGAGAGUGCCAUCCGCUCGCUCCUACUUCGAGCUCGGUGCCUCCGAGCUGGCCUUCAAGUUCCCCGAGCCUGGUUUCCUGGAAGGUGUCAAGACCAAGGCCAAGGCCAUUGUCCGUGUCAACAAGAUGUCAUUCCAGUAUCCCGGUACCGACAAGCCCCAAAUCCAGGAUAUCACGUUCCAGGUAUCCCUAGGUUCCCGUAUCGCUGUUAUCGGACCGAACGGAGCCGGCAAGUCUACUCUCGUCAACGUUCUCACUGGUGAGCUGAUCCCCACCACCGGUGAGAUUUACCAGCACGAGAACAUCCGUAUCGCCUACAUCAAGCAGCACGCCUUUGCUCACAUCGAUAACUUCCUUGACAAGACUCCCUCUGAGUACAUCCAAUGGCGAUUCCAGACAGGUGAGGAUCGCGAGACCAUGGAUCGCGCCAACAAAAUCGUCACCGAGGACGAUGAGAAGGCCAUGGACAAGAUCUACAAGAUUGAGGGUACCCAACGACGUGUCAUUGGAAUCCACGCCCGUAGGAAGUUCAAGAACUCCUACGAAUACGAGUGCUCGUUCGCACUUGGUGAGAACGUUGGCCAGAAGAACGAGAAGUGGACUCCCAUGAUGACCGCCGACAAUGCAUGGAUUCCCCGCUCCGAGAUUCUGGCGUCCCACCAGAAGAUGGUUGCUGAAGUUGACCAGAAGGAGGCUCUUGCUAGCGGUCAAUUCCGUCCCCUCAUUCGGAAGGAGAUUGAAGCACACGGCGCCAACUUCGGUCUCGACGCUGAGCUGAUCUCUCACUCUCGGAUGCGUGGUCUUUCCGGCGGCCAACGCGUCAAGGUUGUCCUGGCUGCUUGCACCUGGCAGCGUCCUCACUUGAUCGUUCUGGACGAACCUACCAACUACCUCGACCGCGACUCCCUUGGUGCCCUCUCGAACGCUCUUAAGGCGUUCGAGGGUGGUGUUGUCAUCAUUUCGCACAACGCUGAAUUCACAGAGUCACUGACUUCAGAAGUCUGGACCGUAAACAAUGGACGAAUGGUUCCUUCUGGUCACAACUGGGUACAAGGUCAAGGUACCGGACCCCGACUGACUUCCAAAGACGACGACGAGGAAGAGAAGUUCGAUGCUAUGGGCAACAAGAUCGAAGGCAACAAGAAAGCCAAGAAGCUCACGUCUUCCGAGCUGAGAAAGAAGAAGAAGGAACGUAUGGCCCGACGAAAGCGUGGCGAAGAAGUCUUCAGCGACGAAGACGACUAG